This is a messenger RNA of Parnassius apollo (apollo), 522 nucleotides long. The record is from the annotation of a GenBank genome assembly. Lineage: Eukaryota; Metazoa; Arthropoda; Insecta; Lepidoptera; Papilionidae.
AUGCCGGUUCAGAUCGCUAAAGCCGUAACCUUGCUGUGGUACUUCGGGGAAGUCAUGUGCAAGACUGUCAAUUUCCUUCAAGGUGUGGCAGUUGCAUCUAGCGUAUUUACGAUCACAGCAAUGUCAGUUGAUCGAUACCUUGCCAUCACACAAUCUCUGAGACAGUCGUGGAUGCCAUCACGACGUGGCGCAUGCAUGCUAUUGGGAGUCCUAUGGUUGAUAUCUCUAGCUAUAUUCGCACCUCUGCUGGUUGUAGCAUCAGUAGAAAGAGAGAUCGUGCCACUUCUUACAAAAACAAAAAAUGGGUCUAUGUUGGUGGAAACCAGUAUUGAGUUUUGCACAGAAAAAUGGCCGAAUUCCAUUAACAGGGAACUGUUUGGGACAUUCAGCUUCAUUCUCGUGUAUGCGGUGCCAGGUUCUAUCGUUGUAGUUUCAUACUUUUUAAUGGGCAGACGGCUGUGCUCAGUGCUGCCUCCUUUCGAUCAAACUGAGGGGAGCGUAAAUAGUCAACAGGUAAGUUAA